CGCGCCCCCGCUUGAAGACCGGCUCGAGCCGGUAGGCUAUAAAGAGCUGACAGAACAGUAAGGAAAUAAGGAAACGGUUGAUUUACUUUAACCUGAAGACACAGAUGUGUUUUAGGCAUUCAAGAAAGAGAGGACAGAUACAGUAACCAGGGUAACAUAAUAAGCUAUGAUUCUUCUUGUGGAUCGGACAAGAGGACAUUUUUACAUCAUGCUUAAAAAGAUGUUGCUUUAGUCCAGAACAUCGAUUCGUCUGAUCGGAAGCGGAAGAGACAGAGCUGGUAGACUAACGGUAUAGGGAGAACAUAGAAAUAACAUACCGAUAAACUAGCUGCUCAUUUUGCCAUUAAAACCUGUUCGUUAUAUUCGACAGUCGACUAUUCUGUGUCGAUCACUUUUCCGACUAGACUGAUCGUCGCUCUGUUGGUGCUCAGACCCAGCCAUGCGGGGGUUAAAGUCAGCGGUGCGGGGGUCCGGGGGAUGCGGGGGUCCGUGUGUGUACGAGGCGGUGCCAGACGGGGGCUGGGGCUGGGCGGUGGCCGUGGCCUUCUUCUUCGUUGAGGUGUUUACUUACGGGACCAUCAAGUCUCUGGGGGUGUUCCUCGAGGACCUCAUGACAGAGUUUGGGGAGAGCAACAGCAGAGUAUCCUGGGUCAUCGCAAUCUGCGUCUUCAUCGUCACAUUCACAGCCCCUCUGUCCUCGGUGCUCAGUAACCGGUUUGGGUAUCGUCCCGUAGUGAUGUUGGGGGGUUUUCUGGUCAGUCUGGGUACCAUCAGCUCUGCUUUCGUCUCCUCCAUCAACGAGAUGUACGUCACCAUCGGCAUCGUCUCAGGUCUGGGGUACUGCCUGACCUUCCUGCCCACUAUCACCAUCCUGUCCCAGUACUUCAGCAGGAGGAGGUCCCUGGUCACCGCCCUGGCCUCCUCAGGGGAGUCCUUCGCCAUGUUUGUCUUCGCACCAGCCUUCAUGGCCUUGAAGGAGAUCAUCGGCUGGCGCCACUGCCUCGUCGUCAUCGGUCUCAUGCAGGCCUCCGUGAUUGGCUGCGGUGCUCUGCUUCGACCAAUCAUCAUCCGACCUGACCAGGAAGUGUCAGGGGAGGUAUCCAAUAAGGAGAAGCUGUCCGUUAAGCUGCAGACGGUCUACGAGAUGGAGAAUGAGGACACCCAGACCAACGUUAGCUCGGGGGAGUCUGAGGACUCAGGGGAUUCUGGGGUCACCUCUCUGUCCGCCUCCAGUGCUGACCUCCGGGCCGCCACAGCUGCACAGGACCCCUCAGAGACCCGGGCCCUCAUGGAGGACCAGGGGGAGAAGAACCAGGGGGGACAGGCAGCCCUUGGAACCCCACUGAAUCAGCUGGAGGCUGGGGAGAAAGAGCAGGGUGAGGUGGGUCCCCUUGUCCAACCCUCCAGACCUAAACUUCUAGACUUUUCUGUGUUGAAAGAUGGAGCGUUCAUCUGCUACUCUCUGUUCGGUCUCUUCGCCACGCUGGGGUUCUUCGCCCCGUCUCUCUACAUCAUAGAGCUCAGUAAGAGCCGCGGCGUCCACCCAGAGAAGUCGGCUUACAUGCUCUCUGUAAUGGCGGUGUCCGAGGUCUGCGGGCGCCUGUCCAUCGGGGUCAUUUUAAACAAGGUGCGGAUGCGUAAGACCCAGGUGCUUCUGGGAUGUGUAGUUCUGCUGUGUCUGGUGCUGCUUGCCUUUACCCAGGUGACUGAGUUCUGGGGCCUGGCAGCCUGCUGCUGUCUCUAUGGCUUCCUGAUGGGCACCGUGGGUUCUACACACAUCCCCAUGCUGGCAGAGGACAACGUGGUGGGCAUAGACAGGAUGCCCUCGUCCGUGGGGGUCUAUGUGUGUAUCCAGAGCUUUGCUGGGUUGGCCGGACCACCGCUGGGGGGCCUGUUGGUGGACAAGACCCAGAACUAUGGCUCAGCCUUCUACUCCUGUGCUGUGGGAAUGGGCCUGGGCGCCAUCUUCCUCGCCAUGGUGGGGCCUGCCAAGUCUGGCCUCUGCCACCGCGGGAAGACGAGAAAACAGGAGGAAGGAGAGGAGAGAGGAGGAGAGGAGAGAGGAGGAGAGGAGGAGGAAGGAGAGGAGAGAGGAGGAGAGGAGAGAGGAGGAGAGGAGAGAGGAGGAGAGGAGGAGGAGGAGAAGGUUUCUCAGGACAGUGGAUCAACAGAUUAUCUAGAUGUUGAUCUGGUUGAGGAGACCAGUCCGGCUAAAUGGUCCCCAAAACAGGAGACCAACGUUGUCUGAACGUGGUCUGAACAGCGUGGUUGAAUAGCUAAGACAGAACCACAACCAGGUCUCCUUUGGAUCUUCUGAACUCAAUGGGACGACCUGGUUCAAUAUAAAUACAUGACCGCGUUUUGCCGACCGCUGCCUAACUGACCGACCAAGGAGAACCUUGACCACUAGAUACUCACAGGUGGUUAGAAUGGAGAACAAACACUCAACCAUCUGGCAAAUAAGAGAACAAACACACGCUGUCAAACAUGCUACUGAGAGACUGAGUGCUGGACAAACACCUCUGUGGUACAGAAUGUAUACACACACACACAUACACACACACACACACUGUCAACAUGCUACUGAGAGACUGAGUGCUGGACAAUCACCUCUGUGGUACAGAAUGUAUACACACACACACAUACACACACACACACACUGUCAACAUGCUACUGAGAGACUGAGUGCUGGACAAUCACCUCUGUGGUACAGAAUGUAUACACACACACACAGCUUUGACCUGUUCACCCUCUCAGAUGUCAUUCACACUUGCAUUGCAGCGAACAAAUGUCUUAGGUGCAUUCCUAUUGACCAAGUCUCUCUCCUCAGAGUCAACCAAACUCCAUGCAUGGCUGAGACACAGGCUUUUAACAUGAUUACCACUCUGUCAGUAGUUGAUAUAACCAUGAUACGACCUCUGUUCAUAGUUAUAACCAUGAUAUGACCUUUCUGUUCAUAGUUAUAACCAUGAUACGAACUCUGUUCAUAGUUAUAACCAUGAUACGACCUCUGUUCAUAGUUAUAACCAUGAUACGACCUCUGUUCAUAGUUAUAACCAUGAUAUGACCUUUCUGUUCAUAGUUAUAACCAUGAUACGACCUCUCUGUUCAUAGUUAUAACCAUGAUACGACCUCUGUUCAUAGUUAUAACCAUGAUACGACCUCUGUUCAUAGUUAUAACCAUGAUACGACCUCUGUUCAUAGUUAUAACCAUGAUACGACCUCUGUUCAUAGUUAUAACCAUGAUACGACCUCUCCGUUCAUAGUUAUAUCCAUGACAUGACCUCUCCGUUCAUAGUUAUAUCCAUGACAUGACCUCUCGGGUUCAUAGUUAUAACCAUGAUAUGACCUCUCGGGUUCAUAGCUAUAACCAUGAUAUGACCUCUCGGGUUCAUAGUUAUAACCACGAUGACCGUUUCUCUGUCUCAACCCCUCAGUUGAUGCCAAAGGCCUGGUAGUAACCAAGUCCUGUCUUUAUAUCGAUCACUAUUAGUAUGGUUGAAUCUGAAUGACUACUGUUAUCCAAACACAAUACCACCACAGUAUUCUGCACAGUCUGUACACGGUAUGUAUUCGUCAACAGUCUACUUCAUGUACCUAUGUGAUGUAUAAAUGUGAUAUAAAAAGUACCAAAUAAGGCCGUAGGUGAAACUAAGAUGUAUGGAUUACAGUGUGAAUGACGAGCUGUUCUGUGAUGGUGAGGAUGAAGAUGAUGAAGAGGAUGCUGAAGAUGAUGAUGAAGAUGGGUGGGUCACUGUGGAUCACUGCUUUACCUGCCAAUCAAUCAAUCAAUCAAUCAAUCAAUCAAUCAAUCAAUCAAUCAGUGGUUUUAUUUACAUUGUGUUUACGGAAAUAAAAUAUAUAAAUGGCCAAGGCCACAGUGACCAGCCAAGGCCACAGUGACCAGCCAAGGCCACAGUGACCAGCCAAGGCCACAGUGACCAGCCAAGGCCACAGUGACCAGCCAAGGCCACAGUGACCAGCCAAGGCCACAGUGACCAGCCAAGGCCACAGUGACCAGCCAAGGCCACAGUGACCAGCCAAGGCCACAGUGACCAGCCAAGGCCACAGUGACCAGCCAAGGCCACAGUGACCAGACAAGGCCACAGUGACCAGCCAAGGCCACAGUGACCAGACAAGGCCACAGUGACCAGCCAAGGCCACAGUGACCAGCCAAGGCCACAGUGACCAGCCAAGGCCACAGUGACCAGCCAAGGCCACAGUGACCAGCCAAGGCCACAGUGACCAGCCAAGGCCACAGUGACCAGCCAAGGCCACAGUGACCAGCCAAGGCCACAGUGACCAGCCAAGGCCACAGUGACCAGCCAAGGCCACAGUGACCAGCCAAGGCCACAGUGACCAGCCAAGGCCACAGUGACCAGCCAAGGCCACAGUGACCAGACGAAACUCCCUAGGUAGGUAGAGGUGGACAUUUGACUACGAAAGUGUUGAUUCCUCGACUCCUUUGAUCGUCGCCUCCGAAAACACCCUGGAGUCUUUCACCACCAUAUUAGGCAGGUAAAGACCCUGAGACAAGGAGAGAGGCCGAUCUCCCUCAGACUGGCCCAAAUGCCCUACCCAAAGACUCCCAGUCACUCAGACCUCUUGCACUGAGAUACAGGAUCUAUCAUCUCUGCUGCAACACUCACUGCUGAUCAGCUUUUUAAAAAAUUGAUUACAUUGAUUUGUUUAUAACAAAUGAACAUUUUAA
This is a messenger RNA of Oncorhynchus kisutch (coho salmon), 4711 nucleotides long. Its product is annotated as monocarboxylate transporter 7. Bases 440 to 2248 code for a protein of 602 amino acids. The transcript is spliced from 6 exons. The record is from RefSeq and is a predicted model, not a curated record. Gene Ontology annotation, molecular function: monocarboxylic acid transmembrane transporter activity. Gene Ontology annotation, biological process: monocarboxylic acid transport; transmembrane transport. NCBI's taxonomy places the organism in Eukaryota, Metazoa, Chordata, Actinopteri, Salmoniformes, Salmonidae.